Messenger RNA from Acipenser ruthenus (sterlet), 2155 nucleotides. RefSeq names its product serine protease 27-like. The record is from RefSeq and is a predicted model, not a curated record. The coding region runs from base 327 to 1262 and encodes 311 amino acids. Gene Ontology annotation, molecular function: serine-type endopeptidase activity. Gene Ontology annotation, biological process: proteolysis. Lineage: Eukaryota; Metazoa; Chordata; Actinopteri; Acipenseriformes; Acipenseridae. The transcript is spliced from 6 exons.
GGGAGGGGAGGCUUGUUUGAAUGCCUCACCUGCGCUCGGUGUCACAUUACGGGGCUGUGAAAGGUGCACCAGCCUUGAGAAAAACAAACUCUUAAACACUCCUAAAGAAUUCAAACGAAACUCGGCUCUCCCUGUCAACACAGGGCAAUGGAAAACUGACCCGGACCGUUUCAUUUCAACAAAAAAACACACCUAAUAGACACAGACACAGAUACAGAUACAGAUACAGAUACAGAUACAGAUAUAUAAGACAACUCUGUGGUUUAUCAGGGACCUAUAAUUAUUAUUUGUUUAUAUUAUCGUGUUUUUUAAAACCACGUACAAACAUGGCGUCGAAGUUGGGAGUCAUAGCUGUUCUGCUGUUAAUAUUGGGGCUCUGGGAAUGUGAAGGGCAGAUGGCGUGUGGCCGCAGAGUGAUUUCCAGCCGCAUUAUGGGCGGGGCCGACUCGAAGGUGGGGGCGUGGCCCUGGCAGGUGGAUCUCCAGGACAACGGGGAACACGUCUGCGGUGGGUCUCUGCUCAACGAAAACUGGGUGCUCUCUGCAGCCCACUGCUUCCCAACGCCCUCGGCAGUUUCUACCUACCGGAUCUACAUCGGGCGUUACGCGCUCAACGGUUUCAACCUGUAUGAGCAGAGUCGCAAGAUCAGCCAGGUCCUCGUGCACCCCAGUUACCAAGACCCCCACACGGGGUUUGACAUCGCCCUGGUGCAGCUCAGCUCCGCCGUGGCCUUCACUGACUACAUCCAGCCAGUCUGCCUGCCUACCUCCGCUGUGCUGUUCCCAGAGGGCAUGGAAUGCUGGGUAACAGGGUGGGGCAACGUGGGUUCGUCGGUGUCGCUGCCCUCUCCUGGCAAUCUGCAGGAACUGCAGUUGCCGAUAAUCAGUCAGUCCUCGUGUUACCAGAUGUACCAAGUGCCGACAAACCUGCACCCCACGCCCAGCAACAUCCUGAGUGACAUGAUCUGUGCCGGGUUCCAGCAAGGGCAGAAGGACGCCUGUCAGGGUGACUCUGGGGGUCCCCUAGUGUGCACCAUGAUUAACGGCACUUGGGUUCAGGCUGGGAUCGUUUCCUGGGGCGACGGCUGUGGCGAUCCGAACCGCCCGGGGGUGUAUGUCUACCUACCAGCCUACAGCGACUGGAUCAAGCAGACCGUACCAACCCUAGAGCUCUACGGGGGAGCACAGAACUCACUGGCCUGCUCUCUGUCAGUCUGCCUCAAUGCUGUUCUCUCCCUGCUCCUUGUAGCCCUGCUGAGAUAAGAGACAGCACUCCCAGAAUCCCACAGGGAGGAUGGGAUUGAAGUAAGACUCCCUUUGCACAGCAGUGUGAUCCAUUCCCUGGUUUCACUAGGAGUUUAAUAAUCAGACACACCUGAGCUUGUUGCUUAGACACACUGGGGGCUGAUCAAGCUGGUAGUAAAACCUGGAAUGGAUCACACUGCUGUGCAAUAGGAGUCUGAUUCCCAUCCCUCUGAAAAAACUAGAAGAAAUUUUUGGACUAACGUUUCAAAUCACACGGUGUUGUAGUUGCCGAUUGUAUCACAAUAUCCACUAAAGAAACAAACAGGAGAAGAAACAGAGACUUGCAAUAUCUCUCACACACACACAUUACACUGAUGAAGGCACUAGAGCCCAAACGCUGGUCUGCUUGACUCAGUUUAGUUUCAGUAACACUGAUGAAGGCACUAGAGCCCCAAACGCUGGUCUGCUUGACUCAGUUUAGUUUCAAUAACGCUGAUGAAGGCACUAGAGCCCAAACGCUGGUCUGCUUGACUCAGUUUAGUUUCAAUAACGCUGAUGAAGGCACUAGAGCCCAAACGCUGGUCUGCUUGACUCAGUUUAGUUUCAGUAACGCUGAUGAAGGCACUAGAGCCCAAACGCUGGUCUGCUUGAUUCACUUUCUUCUAGUUUUUUUGAAGUUAUGGAUGACUUAUCUGCAAUAUCACAAGAUUCACUCAACAAACCAAUCAAUGUAGCACAUGAUAACUCGCUACUCAGUAUUUAGUAAAUGAAGUUUUUUUUUUAAUUCUAGUUAGAGUUUUAAAUUUUUUUAGAUUUUAUUCUAUUUUUAAAAUGUGGUUUAAAAUGUAUGAAGGUUUCGGAUCAAGAUUAAAAAAAAAGAAAAUGAAAAAAAUAAAUAAAUUUGAUGCAAA